UUACAGAUUCUUCAUCAGUAAUAACAUCUGCCCCAACUACAAUCACUGAAGUAUCAACAGCCAAGCCAACAACCGAAACAGUCCCAACAGCCACCAUGACUUCACCUAUGACGACCACAGAGCAAGGAUCUACAAUAUCUACGAUGUUAACAGCCACGUUCCAACCAACAUCAACAACAUCAACCACAUCAACCGUCUCUACAUUUGAGCCAACGGGAACAACUACAAUUUUAAAAUCUACAAAUGAACCUACAACAUUUGCAGUUACAACACAUCUAACAGAUGUAACCACAAGUCCCAGAGCUUUUUAUACUACAGAAUUUGCCAGCACAACUCAUAUCACAGAUUCAUCAUCAGUGAUUACAUCUGCUCCAACUACAAUUACUGAAGUAUCAACAACAACAGCCAAGCCAACAACAGAAACAGUCCCAACAACUUUCAUGACUUCACCAAUUAUGACCACAGAUCAGGCAUCCACAAUAUCUGGAUCCUCAACAGCCACAUUCCAACCAACAUCAACCACAUCAGCACCCACCAAAUCUGAAGAAACUAUGAUCUCCACUACACUUGAGCCAACAACAACAGAUGCAUUUUCAAAUUCUAAACCUACAACAAUGGCAGUGACAACACAAACAGAUGUAUCCUCAACUGCUACAGCUUUUUCCACAACAGUAUUUGUCAGUACAACCCUUAUUACAGAUUCAUCAUCAGUAAUUACAUCCACCCCAACUACAAUCACUGAAGUAUCAACAGCAACAGCCAAGCCAACAACAGAAACAGUCCCAACAACUUUCAUGACUUCACCAAUUAUGACCACAGAUCAGGCAUCCACAAUAUCUGGAUCCUCGACAGUCACAUUCCAACCAACAUCAACCAGAUCAGCACCCACCAUGUCUGAAGGAACUACAAUAUCCUCUACAUUUGAGACAACUAAUGCAAUUUCAAAUUCUGAACCUACAACAACAGUAGUAACUACACAAACAGAUGUACCCUCAAGUACCACAGCUUUUUCUACAACAGAAUUUGUUAGCACAACUCCUACUACAGAUUCAUCAUCAGUAGUUACAUCUGGUCCAACUACAAUCACAGAAGUUUCAACAACAGUCAUAUUAACAUCUAAAACUGUCCCAACAACUAUCAUGACUUCACCAUUUAUGACCACAGACCAGGCAUCCACAAUAUCUGAACCCUCAACAGCCACAUUCCAACCAACGUCGACCACAUCAGCACCCACCAAAUCUGAAGAAACUACAAUAUCCUCUACAUUUGAGACAACAAAUCCAAUUUCAAAUUCUGAACCUACAACAACAGUAGUAACUACACAAACAGAUGUACCCUCAAGUACUACAGCUUUUUCUACAACAGAAUUUGUCAGCACAACUAUUAUUACAGAUUCAUCAACAGUAGUUACAUCUGCUCCUACUACAAUCACAGAAAUUCCUACAACAACAGCCAUACCUACAACAGUAACAGUCCCAACAGCUACAAUGACUUCACCAGUAAUAACUACGUAUCAAGGAUCAACAAUAUCUGGAACCUCAAGAGCCACAUUUGAACCAACAUCAAUCACAUCAGCACCUACAACAGAAUUUGUCAGCACAACCGGUAUUACAGAUUCAUCAACAGUAGUUACAUCUGCUCCAACUACAAUCACAGAAGUUUCAACAACAGUCAUAUUAACAUCUGAAACUGUCCCAACAACUAUCAUGACUUCACCAUUUAUGACCACAGAUCAGACAUCAACAAUAUCUGAACCCUCAACAGCCACAUUCCAACCAACAUCAACCACAUCAGCACCCACGAUAUCUGAAGAAACUACAUUCUUUACUACCGUUGAGACAACAGGAACAAAUAUGUUUUCAAAAUCUACAGUUGAGCCAACAACAACGGCAGUGACACCACAAACAGAUGUAACCUCAAAUACAACAGCUAUUUUCACAACGGAAUUUGUUAGCACAACUCAUACUACAGAUUCAUCAGUGAUUACAUCUGCUCCAACUACAAUCACAGAAAUUCCUACAACAACAGCCAUACCAACAACAGUAACAGUCCCAACAGCUACAAUGACUUCACCAGUAAUAACUACGUAUCAAGGAUCAACAAUAUCUGGAACCUCAAGAGCCACAUUUGAACCAACAUCAAUCACAUCAGCACCUACAACAGAAUUUGUCAGCACAACCGGUAUUACAGAUUCAUCAACAGUAGUUACAUCUGCUCCAACUACAAUCACAGACGUUUCGACAACAGUCAUAUUAACAUCUGAAACUGUCCCAACAACUAUCAUGACUUCACCAUUUAUGACCACAGAUCAGACAUCAACAAUAUCUGAACCCUCAACAGCCACAUUCCAACCAACAUCAACCACAUCAGCACCCACCAUGUCUGAAGAAACUACAUUCUUUACUACCGUUGAGACAACAGGAACAAAUAUGUUUUCAAAAUCUACAGUUGAGCCAAUAACAACGGCAGUGACACCACAAACAGAUGUAACCUCAAAUACAACAGCUAUUUCCACAACGGAAUUUGUUAGCACAACUCAUACUACAGAUUCAUCAGUGAUUACAUCUGCUCCAACUACAAACACAGAAAUUCCUACAACAGCCAAACCAACAACAGUAACAGUCCCAACAGCUACAAUGACUUCACCAGUAAUAACUACGUAUCAAGGAUCAACAAUAUCUGGAACCUCAAGAGCCACAUUUGAACCAACAUCAAUCACAUCAGCACCUACAACAACUAGUAUUACAGUUGUAAAAACAAGUAACACAACGUAUCCCACAACAGGAUAUCACCACAUUGGCUAUAACAAGUACAACAGCUCCACUUAUCUCCACAACAUCCAAGACUGA
This is a messenger RNA of Oryzias melastigma (Indian medaka), 2849 nucleotides long. Its product is annotated as mucin-5AC-like. The transcript is spliced from 2 exons. Bases 96 to 2849 code for a protein of 917 amino acids. NCBI's taxonomy places the organism in Eukaryota, Metazoa, Chordata, Actinopteri, Beloniformes, Adrianichthyidae. The record is from RefSeq and is a predicted model, not a curated record.